Bombus terrestris (buff-tailed bumblebee) is the source of this 5619-nucleotide messenger RNA. It is a transcript of the gene Cdk12, whose product is annotated as cyclin-dependent kinase 12. Gene Ontology annotation, cellular component: nucleus; cyclin/CDK positive transcription elongation factor complex. Lineage: Eukaryota; Metazoa; Arthropoda; Insecta; Hymenoptera; Apidae. The coding region runs from base 396 to 4874 and encodes 1492 amino acids. The transcript is spliced from 11 exons. Gene Ontology annotation, molecular function: RNA polymerase II CTD heptapeptide repeat kinase activity; ATP binding; cyclin binding. Gene Ontology annotation, biological process: protein phosphorylation; transcription elongation by RNA polymerase II; positive regulation of transcription elongation by RNA polymerase II. The record is from RefSeq and is a predicted model, not a curated record.
UGAAAGUAUUAAGGAAAGCUGAAAUAUAAUACAUAUAAUAAUGUUCAAACCUUUUGGUUAUAUCAAUUAAAGUUAAAUUAAAUGUAAAAGAUUCAUUUGUUUUGUUACUUUGAUAUUUUUGUAAUAUUUUUGAAAGUGAAAUCUAAUAUAUAUAAAGCGUGUAUUUCUGAAAUUAUGUAUUUAUCUUUAUGAGAAGGAAUAUGUAAAUAAGCUAAUGAUUUGUACAAAUAUUACAUAUUUUGUAUGUUUUUAUUAUGCAUACAGAUUAACAAGUUAACUACUGAGUGAAGUCUGUAUGUGUUAUUUAUAGUUCUAAAGCGCUGUCACUUAUUUGAGUACGAUUCAUUGUUAUAUACAGUUAUGAUACAUACCUUACCAAAAAAAAAGUAGGUGACAUGCCUAGCAGUCGUGAUAUUGAAAGAGCUGAACGUAAUGGAAGAUUUCGUGCACGCAGAAGAGAUAGUACCAGCAGUGAUAUAAAUCGACAUAGUUUCGAAGCACCUGAUAAGAAGCAUAGAAGGCAUGGGAAAAAUAAAAGUUCUGGGAAAAAGAAAAAGAAGAGAUCGAGAGAUAAGUCCAUAGAGAAUGUUCCAACUGUAGCUUCUUCCAUUGUUAAACCUUUGGUUGAAUAUUCAGAUGUGAGUAGCGAAGACUUGUCUGAACCAGAAGCUGGGGAAAUUCAGUCAGAAGAUAGCAGAGGUAAUAGCUAUACAGAUGGAGAAGUACCUGAAACAGUUUUACAAAGACGUUAUUAUGGAGGAAGUCCAGUACGUGCACUUGGAGCAUCUCCUAUUAGUCUUUCGCCAUCUCCACCAGUUCAACAUAGACAUGUUAAUAGACAUUAUUCGCCAAAUGAACAACAACCAUCUGCAAUGCAUGGUGGAACACCUGAAUAUGAAGAAGAGUCUAGACGAUAUGCAAGAAGAAAAGAGAAAAAACACAAACGAGAAAAGAAGAAGAAGAGAAGUCUUAGUCCUUCAUCCAGUACUGGGAAAAAGAAAAAACGAAAGUCUAAAAGGCAUUCUCAUAGUCUGAGUCCACAUCGCAUUGCAGAUGAAAUUAUCAUAAGCCCCGAGCAUGAAAAACCAAUUGGAAAUUGGUCAGAAUCACCGCCUUUACCGUUAAAAGAUAGUACCUCGCCGAUAUCACCUGCUACACCACAAGAACAAAGGUGUUUAAGUGAUGUAGAACUUGAAAUAACAAGGCAACCUCGAAAUGUAACUCCUCCAGCACUUCCUCCAAGACCAACAGAAUCCCCCCAUACCCCUUUAUUACCUCCAAGAACAACAACGCCGGAGAAUAGCAAAGCAAGUUUAUCAACAAUGAAACAUACUCCUGAAAGACAAAAGCAUAGUCCUAGUAUCCAUACGCGACGUAGUAGCAUUAGUCCAGGGCCCACUAUUAGCUCGAGUCGUAGGAGACCUCAUAGUCCAUCGCCACCAUCAAGGCGAAGGGACCAUAGUCCAACGAGAAGAAGAGAUUUUAGUCCAAGUCCAAUGAUGCAUAGACUUAGGCACAGUCCUAGUCCUUCAACAAGGCGAAGAGAAUUUAGCCCAAGUCCAGUAAGUCAUCGACGUAGAGAUCCUGUUAAUUCUCCACCUUCGAGUAAACGUAGACGGCGAGAAGAAUCUGAAAGACGACAUAGACAUCAUGAAAAAGACAGAAGAGAUAAAAGGAAGUCGAGAUCAACUAGAAGUCCUACUGGAAGCAGGUUACAUUUACCUCUUUCUCGUUCACGAUCACGAAGUCCUGGACGAUGGCGAAAGUUACAAUCACGAUCUAGAUCGCGUUCACGGAGAAGAAGUCGUACUCCAAAAAAAUCUCGUUCUCCUAGCAAGUCACAUAAAUCGACAAGAAAACACAAAUCAAAAAGUCCACGUCCUUCGAGGAUACCUUCUCCUUCCCCUCAUAGAUCCAGAGCAAGAAGCCCCUCAAGUAUCACAGCAAGAAAUCUCCGAGUACAAGCAAAGAUUAGUGAAACUAGUUUAUUUGCUGAACUCGUGAAAGAUAGAAACAUGAGGGAAUUAGCAUACAAAAAGUUACAAGCAGCUAAGGAGAAGGCUGUUACUCAAGAUGAAGUUCAAAUUAUAGAAGGCACUGAUGAAAAAGAUAGUAGUAGUGUAUCUUCUGAGAACAAAGCAUCCACAGACAAUAAGGAUAAGUACGUGAAUCAUAAAGACCAAUUGAAGAUAACAAAUGAAAGUAUGAAGCCUGUUGACCUUGUGGAUAUUCCUGUUCCAAUAUCGGAUGACAAUGGAAUAGCGGGAAAGACGCCACCAUUGCCAGUUACACAAACUAUUAAUGCACCAAAUGUAAUACCUGCAACUAAUCAGCAUAUGUUUGUAUAUACUUCACCUACAACUACCACUAGUGUCUGCCCAGUGACUGUUACAAAUAGUCCGAGUUUCCCAGCUGUUACAAAUCUGCAAGCGCCACCAUUGCCACAAUCUGAGUCUGCAAAUGCAACAGGUUUAGUGUCUAUGUCAGUGCCUAUUCCUGUACCAGUACCUGUUCUCCCUAAUUUAUCUGUUCCACCACCACCUAUACCUAUACCAGUUCCAGCACCAAAUACGGCUAUGUCUAAAUUUAAUCCUCCUAACAAUCUAGUUCCUCUUAAGUCUGUAGAUCCUCCUAAGCCUCCUAUUGUAGCAUUCAAAACUAAAAGUUUAUCACGGUUACCAUUACCACCUGGAAUUAAUCAAAAUGAUUUGGAGAGUAUAGACUCACCACCGAGUCGAUCUCCAAGUCCGCCUAGUAAGGCACAAAUGAAAUUCCCAGCUUCAACUACAAAACCACCGCAAAAAAAGAGUAUUAAAGACUUACCUAUGCCACCAGUUGUUCCUGGAUCAGAAGAUUUAAGUGGAGAAGAUGAUCCAAAUGCAACGCCUCCUCGUACAAAAGUUGAACGUGUACCACCAAAACCGAAAUUAAAAAGACCAAAAAUUUUGAAACGUAGAAGUUCUAGAAAUUGUCAUAUGCCUAUGUCGGCUUCGAGUGGUAAAGAUUGGGGAGAACGCUCUGUUGACGUAUUUGAAGUCAUAGCUCAAAUAGGAGAGGGUACUUAUGGACAAGUUUAUAAAGCUCAAGACAAACGAGCUGGUGUGCUUGUUGCAUUAAAAAAAGUUCGUCUGGAAAAUGAAAAAGAAGGAUUUCCCAUUACAGCAGUACGAGAAAUUAAAAUCUUACGACAACUCAAUCACAAAAAUAUCGUGAAUUUGAGGGAAAUAGUUACGGACAAACAAGACGCGUUAGAUUUUAGAAAGGACAAGGGUUCAUUCUAUCUCGUAUUUGAAUACAUGGAUCAUGACUUGAUGGGUCUUUUGGAGUCUGGAAUGGUCGACUUCAAUGAAAUGAAUAAUGCAAGCAUCAUGAAGCAGUUAUUAGACGGAUUAAAUUACUGCCACAGUAAAAACUUUUUACAUAGAGAUAUCAAGUGUUCUAAUAUACUGAUGAAUAACAAAGGGGAAGUUAAAUUAGCUGACUUUGGACUUGCAAGACUUUAUAAUGCUGAAGAUAGGCAGCGUCCCUAUACGAACAAAGUGAUAACUUUGUGGUAUAGGCCACCUGAAUUAUUACUGGGCGAAGAACGUUAUGGCCCUGCAAUAGAUGUAUGGAGUUGUGGCUGUAUUUUAGGAGAAUUAUUUUCUAAGAAACCGCUAUUUCAAGCAAAUGUAGAAAUGAUGCAGUUGGAGAUGAUUUCCAGAGUCUGUGGUACACCGACUCCUGCCGUUUGGCCUUCUGUGAUAAAACUGCCAUUAUGGCAUACAUUGAAACCAAAAAAAUCACAUAGAAGACGUUUACGAGAAGAUUUUUCAUUCAUGCCAGCACCAGCACUGGAUCUUUUAGAUAAAAUGCUGGAAUUAGAUCCAGAAAAACGAAUAACGGCUGCUGAUGCACUUAAAAGUGCAUGGCUGAAAAAUGUUCAACCUGAGCAGAUGCCAGUACCUGAGCUUCCUAUUUGGCAAGACUGUCAUGAGCUCUGGAGUAAAAAACGAAGACGUCAGCAGCGUGAGCAACAAGAAAGCUCUGCUGGAAAGAUGCCUCUUCUCCCUCUUCCAAAUAAAGGAGGUCCUCAUAAGGCUAUGGAAGAUCUGUCUGAUGUCGGGGGGUCUUCCAAACGUUUAAAAAUGGAAGCAGGUUACAAUUCUCAUCCAAAUCGUCUUGAUACGGAAUCUUUCUAUGGGGGAGAUAAUUUGUUCAACCAAAGCAGACCUUACAUGGUCUCAUCGCCAUCAUAUUAUUACACAAGUCCUCCACCUGUUACACCACGGCCCAAGGGAGAUGUUAACAGACCUUAUAUGAUCUCAUCACCAUCAUAUUUUUAUGUUAGUCCACCAUCAAUUAUGCCACGGCCCAAAGGAGAUACUACCUCUCAUAUGCCAGAAUUAUACACAGAAGAUAAUCUUGUUCGGAAAUUAAGUGCUCUCACAAAUGUAUUAAAUCAGGGAAAACCAAUUCGUGUUGAAGAUCUCAUGUCACUUCGAUCAGAUAAUGAGAGUGACCCAAAAGUAGUACAAUUACUAGGAGAAUUGCAUGCUGAACUACGACUUGCUGCAAAUUCAAGAUCAAGUGGAUUAAUAGAAUCUCACCUUCCUGUACUAAAUCCACUACCUUUAGAUACAAAUGCAGCACAGUCAGGAAAUUUUGAUGCACAUGCAGUUUAUGCUGGUGAUGAUGCAAUGAGUUCUGGAAGGUGGUCACAGGUGGCUACAGCUGGUGUUCGCAGUGCAUUGUUAGCGCUAAUGUCGCGCUAUGGUUUGGAAACUUGCAAUCCUUCCCCUGUUAUCACCCGACCCCCAGGUAAACCAACAUCCAACCUAACACAAAACCUUUCCCUACCCUCGACUUCCUCUCAGUCAGCAUUCAGCUCAUAAUGAUCUGUAUAUAUAACUCUUUACAGCGUUCUAAACUAUGUUCUGUAUAAAGUUGGAAAAGGUCUAAAUUGCUAUUUUUUAAAUUAACUAGGCAUGGAAGUACAACUGCAUCCAAGUUGUUUAUAGACUACUAUCUGUUCAUAACUGUAAGUGCACAUUCGGUGUAUAAUUGUAUAUAAUUGAUGUAUUAUUAUUACGUGACCAGUUACUUAAUAUAGUACUUGUAUCUUUAAUAAUAACAACAUGCUCUUUAUAGUCCACACUUAUGCGACAUAUGAAAUAAGAGCUUCAAAGUAUUAAUGUUUAUCAUCUUAGUUUAUCACAUUAAGUUUCGUUUUCAUAUUGGAAAUAUUUAAUACUUAUGUGUAUAUAUAUACAUGGAGACACAGGUAUAGUGUAUGUACAUCUAAAAGGUUCAAACAAAACGUUUGAUAGAUCAAUAUAGAUACUUUUAUCUUUUUCAAAACAAGAAUUUGUUUUUAAAGUAUUUAGCGUUUACUGCAUAUAGCUUUAUGUUAGGUGAUAUAUUUUGUUAUACUGAAUGAAUUUGUUGAAAACGAAUUAAAAUAUGAGGGUUGAAGGUAUUUGAAAGAAAACUAAAAUUGGAUGCAUUCUAAAUGUUUAUUUGUUGCAUAAGCUUUUCUUUUUAUAUACGAUGUCAAAUCCUUAUUUAUUAUGGAAAUAUUUACGGGAUGUAAUGUACAUAAUAAUAUCGAGACAUAAUAAAGAGAUAAAAGUACACGAA